Molecule: messenger RNA, 1434 nt
Organism: Phragmites australis (common reed)
Lineage: Eukaryota; Viridiplantae; Streptophyta; Magnoliopsida; Poales; Poaceae
Exons: 1
Coding region: 634-1434 (266 amino acids)
Biological process (GO): shoot system development; root development
Source: RefSeq, a predicted model, not a curated record
UGGAGAUCCAUCGGAUGGGGACUUAACCUCUAUUUGCCAACUACAUUCGCUCAGCUCGUAGCCAGCUGGUGGUUGACCCCCGGACGGGAACAUGUUUCUGGCUUUAGAAAGCUGGUUUCGGUCCCAAAACAGAGGCCCAAGCCCCCAGCAAAACCGGAACCGGAAGACCACGAGCGCAGCCACCUCCGAUGCUGAAUGAAGCGCCUGCACCUUAUCUCAUCAGCGCUGCACCUACCAACCUUUGCAUGUCAAUAAGAAUAUCUCAUCAGUCCAUUGGCAAAGCUGCUCGCUACUGAACUCCUUGUCUCUUAUCCAAAAAAAAAAAAAAACUCCUUGUCCUACGCACAGAGUCAACUCCAAGGUACUGCCACUACUAGUCGUGCCACUCCACUUGUUUUGCUUGCAUAGUUGCAUGCCGGGAUGCCGAAAACAGCAGCGCUGGCCUGGCCGCGCCAGCUCCAACACACGGACGCUGUCUCUGAAUCCGACGAUUUCUUUGCUGCAACUUGCAACCACCGCCUCCGCGCCGGUCCUCCAAUAUAAGCUCCCGACCUUGCCACGCACUUCCACUCACGAUUCACGAACACCAAGGAAGGAAGAAACCGCAGCAAGCCGAAGCAUACAUACUACAGGAUGCACUUGACACUCAGCCCUGUGAGGACGACGAGGAAGGGGGCGGCCGCUGCGCACGGGCGGACGGCGAGCCAGCCGUGCCACCACGCGCACCCCGCGCUCGCACGCCUUGACGGCGGCGUCCGCGCGCUCAGGGCGUGGUCCGCCACGGGCUGCUGCGGCGCCGCCGAGGGCCUGGCGCUCGUCGACGCCGUCCUGGCCGCCCUCGGCGAGCUGCUCGCGACGCCGGGGGCCGGCGCGGCCCUCCGCGCCGCGGAACAGAUCCUCGACAGCUUCCUCGCGCUCGCCGACGCGUACGGCACCUUCGGGUCCGCGCUGCUCGCGGCGAAGCAGAGCGUGGCGGAGGCGCGGGCCGGCGUCCGGCGCGGGGAUGGCGCGACGGUGGCCGCGUCGGUGCGCGCGCACAGGUGGACUGAGAAGGACAUGUGCCACCUCGCCGCCACAAUGCGGCACGCGGCAGUGGCGUCGUCGAAGCUGGAAGGUGUCACCACGGAGACCGAGGUGGUCGAUAUGGUGGCGGAGGCGGCCGCGGCCACAGCGGAAGCGUCGGCGGUCGUCUUCUUGGGGUGCGCGACUAUGUCGCCGGACGUGUCGGCCAUGGUACAUACGGUGUCCUCGCGCAAGUGGCUGGCGAGGCUGGGCGUCGUGUCGGCAGCCAGGAAAGUAGCGCCGGAGAUGGCAUUGGAGAGCCUGGAGGAGCUAGAGGAAUGCAUUUGCGCGGUCGAGAGCGGGAGCGAGAAGGUGUUCAGGAGGCUGCUGCAGGCUAGAGUUUUACUCCUGAACAUCCAUAAUCCAUUGUAA